CUCAUAAUAAUAGUACAUUCAUCAGGAACAGUUCCAGCACACAUUACUAACAAAAUUCAUCAAUGGCUGCUGCUUCAUCAUAUGCUAUGCAGUCUUCUAUUCUGGCCUGUCCUGUGACCAACAUUUCUAACAGGUUCAGGGUGAACCAGUUUGGCAUUCCAAGCCUGAGGAGGAAAGCUAGCCUCGUAGUUCGGUCCAUGGCCGAGGAAGAGCAGGCACCAAAUCCAGUUACACCACCAGCACCUUCACAAAAGGUGAGCAGCAAGUUGAUAGAUAUUAUGGCUUUCAGUGGGGCAGCACCAGAGAGAAUCAAUGGAAGACUUGCCAUGAUAGGAUUUGUGGUAGCAUUAGCAAUGGAGGUGACCAAAGGGGAGGGUGUGUUUGUACAGAUAUCCAAUGGCGGGAUCACAUGGUUCCUGGGGACAAGUGUGAUCUUGUCACUUGCUUCUCUGGUUCCACUCUUGAGAGGGGUUAGUGUGGAGUCUAAAUCAAAAGCGUUCAUGUCCUCUGAUGCAGAGCUAUGGAAUGGUAGAUUUGCCAUGUUAGGCUUGGUUGCUCUUGCUUUUACUGAAUACAUCAAAGGAAGCACAAGCACCCUUGUUUGAUUAUUUGAUUAAUUAUGGACGUAUGUAUUUAUGGGGUUCAAUUCAUAGAAUAUGAAAAACUCAAAUGCUAAUGUAUCAAAGUUUAGUGUAUAAUAAAUGAUCA
This is a messenger RNA of Arachis stenosperma, 708 nucleotides long. Its product is annotated as early light-induced protein, chloroplastic-like. The transcript is spliced from 3 exons. Lineage: Eukaryota; Viridiplantae; Streptophyta; Magnoliopsida; Fabales; Fabaceae. The record is from RefSeq and is a predicted model, not a curated record. Bases 63 to 605 code for a protein of 180 amino acids.